AUGACCUCUCGCAUUGAAAAGGUCAUCGCCCGCCAGCGAGAGAAGAUCGCGGACGGCGCCUACUACGAAGCACACCAACAGCUGCGGACCAUCGCAGUGCGUUAUAUCAAACAGUCGAACUACGAUGCGGCCGCCGAUCUUCUAGCUGGGGGUGCGACGGCUCUGCUAAGAGCCGGUGCCCAGCAGGGUGCCUCGGCCAGUGGUGGUGAUCUGGCAAUCAUGUUGGUGGUGGAGGUUUACAAUAAGGCCGAGUGGGAAAUUUCAGGAGAGGACAAUGAUACCGAGGGCCGGGCUAGAAAGAAGCGCUUGAUCGAACUUCUGCGCGAGUUCCCCUCGGACGAACCUACACGAAAGCGCUUUAUUCAAGAGAUGAUGGGGUGGAGUAGCCGAUUCGGUCCGCUGGAGAGAGGUGAUCCAGACCUGCACCAUGCUGUAGGCUCGGUCUACGCGGAAGAGAACGAGCCGUAUGACGCCGAGAAGCAUCUUAUUCUAGGAACAUCGGAAUCGGCAGAGACACUGGCCAAGCUGGAAUACGAGUGGUACACCCAUGACGAGCCGCACACCGCAGCCAUCUACGCAUCGCGCGCAGUCUUCCCAUACCUCCUAACCGGCAACCUCCGCAGUGCCAACAAAGCCCUGCUCAUCUUCACCACCCGACUCUCAACAUCGAACCCUUCGCUCACCGUGCAGGACGUCAGCAGCUCAAGCUCCGAUGCCCGCGUGUACCCCGCACUACCCUUGUUCAACUUCAUCAGCUUGUUGCUGCUGACCGUCCAGCGCGGAAGCGCGGAUCUGUUCAAACAGUUGACUGCGCACUACGCGGCGCAGAUCCGGGACAUUGGCAUUUGGGAUGAGUUCCUGGCCCAGAUUGGCGAGCAGUAUUUCGGUAUCAAGAUACCUCGCCAGGGUAACCCUCUCAUGGAUAUGAUGAGCAAUAUGCUUUUCGGCGGUCAAGGUGGCCAGGAUAAUGCUGGUGGGAGACGGGCUCAAAAGCCCGCGAAGAAGGUCGAGGCUGCACCUCCUUCCAGUAUGGAGCUCGAUUAG
Messenger RNA from Penicillium waksmanii, 1044 nucleotides. Its product is annotated as protein GET4. The record is from RefSeq and is a predicted model, not a curated record. Gene Ontology annotation, molecular function: protein binding. Lineage: Eukaryota; Fungi; Ascomycota; Eurotiomycetes; Eurotiales; Aspergillaceae. The transcript has 4 exons. Bases 1 to 1044 code for a protein of 347 amino acids. Gene Ontology annotation, biological process: protein insertion into ER membrane. Gene Ontology annotation, cellular component: cytosol; TRC complex.